AUGGCAUCCGAAAACGCUCUGGACAACCCCGACUCCUACACAGUCGCCUGGAUCGCUGCUCUUCCCAUCGAGCGAGCCGCUGCAGAAGCGAUGCUCGAUGAGGAACAUGCAGCUCCAACUGGUUUCACUAGACACCAGACUGACACGAACGUUUAUACCUGGGGUCGCGUGGGAGAGCACAACAUCGUCAUUGCCUCUCUUGCCGCUGGAGACUAUGGAACUACAUCGGCUGCGACCACGGCCUCGAGCCUGCUUGCCUCUCUGCCAUCCAUCCGUGUUGGCCUUUUUGUCGGCAUAGGCGGCGGCAUCGCUCGACCGGACGAUGACCGCGAUAUCCGGCUUGGCGACAUCGUCGUGAGCCAGCCCGAUGGGACAUCGGGCGGCGUCUGCCAGUACGACUUAAUCAAAGCAAAGUCGGGUGACAAGCGUGAGCGCAAGGGCUUCCUCGGGCGGCCUCCGACGGUGCUCCUAAAUGCAAUUGUCAAAAUCCAGGGCGUUCACGAGCGGAAAGACUCCAAGGUUCCCAGCUUCAUCCAAGAGAUGCUGGAGAAGCACCCGAAGAUGGGCAAGAGAUCGAAAAAAAAUCCUGGCUAUGCUCACCAGGGCCUCAACAAUGACCGCCUAUUCAAAGCUUCAUGCGACCACGUCCCCGGGCUGGACUGCCGUGGUUGUGAUACGGCAGGCGAGGUUCAACGUGACCCUCGAGACGCUACUGAGCCCGAGAUCCACUACGGGAUCAUCGCAUCAGGCAACACGCUUGUCAAAGACGCCGCUGCGCGCGAUCGGAUUGUUGCUGACGUCGGUGAGGAUUGCAUCUGCUUUGAGAUGGAAGCGGCCGGCCUGAUGAACCACUUUCCCUGCCUUGUGAUCCGAGGGAUCUGCGACUACGCCGAUUCUCACAAGAACGAUCGAUGGCAAAGAUACGCCUCAGCUACUGCCGCUGCGUAUGCCAAGGAGCUCCUGGCGUACGUGCCGGCCACUGGCUCUGGAGAAGGUUUCAAAGUCAAGUUGUUGUCAUUGUUUCCCGUUUUGCUCACUGACUUCAUGCAGCCGUUGAUGUUCUCUGUUACACUGGCUGAAAACCUACGCCAAGAACCACGUGGCAGCCCACGCAGCAGCCGCCCAACCUCUGACCGUGACACCAAAUAUCCAGCCCCAUAA
This is a messenger RNA of Pochonia chlamydosporia 170, 1161 nucleotides long. RefSeq names its product Pfs, NACHT and ankyrin domain-containing protein. The coding region runs from base 1 to 1161 and encodes 386 amino acids. Gene Ontology annotation, biological process: nucleoside metabolic process. The record is from RefSeq and is a predicted model, not a curated record. The transcript has a single exon. Lineage: Eukaryota; Fungi; Ascomycota; Sordariomycetes; Hypocreales; Clavicipitaceae. Gene Ontology annotation, molecular function: catalytic activity.